AUGGGGAAGCAUAAGAAGAAAAGUCGUAAACAUAAACGCGCUAGAUCAGUCAGUAGUUCUAGUACCGUCAGAAGUUCUGACAGUGAGAAUGCCCGAACCCCGUCACCUCUGCCUCCACAACGCAAGAAGAGCAGGAGACUAGAUCGGUCAAGUAAGCCUUUACGCAUAAAUGGACCCGAAACUGUAAGUCACAACAAUACGCCUACUUUGUACAACAUUAUACCCGAGUUUGACCCUCUGAAAGAUGACAUUAAUGCAUGGCUUAGAGUGAUUCAAUCUUACGCAAGUACAUUUUCUUGGUCUGACGAGAUCACCCGUUAUCAGGCUUUGAAUAAACUGAAGGGCUCAGCUAAAGUAUGGUAUGACUCGUUGUUACGCACUGAUCACCAAUGGCCGUCAUGGAAAUGGUCUGAUUGGCAUACUAGGUUGUCUGUUAGCUUUCAAAUUCAAAGGAACAUGUUUGAACUUUUGAAGGAGAUAAUAGAACGAAAACCAGCUGAAAAUCAAUCUCUGUAUGAAUUCUAUUUCGAUCAGAAAUGUAAAAUUGACCGGUUACGUUUAAACUUUUCGGAUCAAGACGUCAUUUCAAUAGUUCUUGGAAAUAUAGGCGACGGAAAUAUUGAAUCCAAUACAUUUAAUUCGUGUGAUCAGUUCGCAAGUUAUUUGCAUAGUCGGACAUACAAAGCAAAAAAACAAACAAACGUUUCACUUCCAAAGGCAAAUCACGUUCAGUCACCUGUCGUUAACACUUCUAGUAAUGCAAGCGUAGCUACAACGACAAGUCGAGCGGUUGCGUCGGGUUCUGUCGGUUCCGUUUCAAACGAGAAUAAUUCACAGGCGCGUAAAACAAUCAAAUGUUUCUUAUGCGGCGGAAAUCAUAAGCGAAUGCAUUGUGACAUAAAGUGUGAGUUUUGCGGGAUAAGAGGACAUAUUGAAUCUACAUGUAAUCGAAAGAAAAAUGUUAAAACGGAACAGAAAUCUGAAAAACCCGAUGUAAAAUUUGUGUCAUCUUCAAAUUCUCGAAACAAGUUCGUGAAGAAGGUAGUUCUAAAUAAUGUUUUGGUUCACGAUGCAUUCAUAGAUCCGGGAAGUAGCUGUUCGAUUAUAUCACAGUCAUUAGUAACGAAACAUUGUUUACAGACAGCCGAGUUGCCCUCGCCAGUGACUUUGAACGGGUAUAAAGAACAUUCGUCAAAAAGGCUCAGGACCGCUUCGGCCUCAGUUUCAUUUCGGCAACUUCUUAAGUAGUUCUCAUUCGCAUUUGGUCUACUGUUCCGAUUCGCCAGCAUUCCUAUAUCGUCACUUUCUUAUCUCGCCCGCUUUCUUACGUGGGCCACUGUAGUAACUUGGUUAUAUUCCUAAUUAGACUACAGUGCCGAUUCGUCAACACUCCUAAUUCGUCCAUAGUGCUUACUCGUCAACAUUCCUAUUUAGACCACAGUGCCAACUCGUCAACUACAUAGCAGCCCUAAUAGUACAUCAUCAUUAUCAUCAAAGUUAUCUUUAUGGUUAAGGACAAGUGUGACAACAGCAAAUACUAAUUGUAACUGCCGCAUACUAGCUGGAAAAUAGCACUUAAGAAGAUAUGAAGUGCACAUUGACAUUAAUUUUAUCUAUGAUUCAAUGACACACAUAAGUCAAUUCAGUCAGUCGCUGAAUCAAAAACUUCCAACAGUAAAAUGUCGAAUUUAUAUAUUACUAAAUCUCAGAGAGGCCGUGAUUUGCUUGUUGUAGGCAAUAAAUACACGUACACUAAAAGUUCAGAGAAUGUAAAUUCUUCAAGGUGGAGAUGCACAAAUAGAUGGGAAUGUUCAGCGUCAUUAACUUUAGAUCGAGAUCAAAAAAGAAUUAUGCGUGAAAGCCUACAUAUGUGUCGUCCAGAUAAAACAAAAUUAAAGGUGCGACAAAUGAUUGCAACUGCCAGAGAAGAAGUUUGCCAGAAUUUAAAGUCUGUACAAGCAGUCUACGAAGAGAUAGUGGAAAAAACGAAACACGACAUUUCUCCGCAGCAUGUUCCACCAUAUAUGUCCGUAAAAAGCAGUUUAUAUAGAAUGCGUAAAAAAUAUCUGGAAACUGAUAAACUUAUCUUUAGACAUUUAAGCGAGGUAAAAGUGCCAAAAGGAAUGGAUAGCAAGUUUCACGUGAUAGAGGAUGGUGAUGAUGACAAAAUUAUCAUCUUUUGUUCAUUUCUUUCAAAAACCAUUAUAGAAACGAAAGUAAAUGGUUCCUAUUUCGGGGACGGUACG
This is a messenger RNA of Cydia fagiglandana, 2246 nucleotides long. RefSeq lists its product as uncharacterized. Lineage: Eukaryota; Metazoa; Arthropoda; Insecta; Lepidoptera; Tortricidae. The coding region runs from base 1 to 1248 and encodes 415 amino acids. The record is from RefSeq and is a predicted model, not a curated record. The transcript has a single exon.